GUGGACGGCGAGCGAGCGUUAUAAGCUUGGCGCGACCUGGGGCCCCCCGGGGGCCCGUUCCCGCCUCGUUGAUGCCUCCAUCCGUGUCCUUCCUCCAGCUCCACCUCCUCUUGGGUCGGCGCCGGCGCCGGCGCGGGAACAGCAGCGGUGGCAUGGGGUGCGCGCAGGGGAAGUCCUCGCGGGGCUCGCCCGCCCGCAGCGACGGCCGCGGCGUGGACCGCCUGAAGCGCGACAACGACUACCGCCCCGGCUCCAGCGUGUCCCGCCUCUCCGACCCGCUCCCGGCCACCGCCGAGAGCGUUCCGGCUCCGGCAGCUCCGCCGACCAAAGAGCACGCCCGGCGAGCCGCUGCCGUCGUCCCAGGAGGGAAGACACCGGACGACGGCAACGGCGACGCCGCGGCACAGCAGGCGACGACGGCCGCAACGCCGGCGACCCCGCCACUGCUCCCGCCACACCCGCCGCGGCGCGAGGACGAGCUGGUGGACGGGUGGCCGACGUGGCUCCUGGACAACGUCCCCCGCGAGGCGCUGCAGGGCAUCGUGCCCAAGAGCGCCGACGCCUACGACAAGAUCGAGAAGGUGGGGCAGGGCACGUACAGCAACGUGUACAAGGCGCGGGAGCGCGGGACGGGGCGGAUCGUGGCGCUCAAGAAGGUGCGGUUCGACACGUCGGAGUCGGAGAGCGUGCGGUUCAUGGCGAGGGAGAUCCGGUUCCUGCAGCGUCUGGACCACCCCAACGUGAUGAAGCUGGAGGGCAUCGCCACCUCCCGGAUGCACCGCAGCAUCUACCUCGUCUUCGACUUCAUGUACUCCGACCUCGGCAGGCUCGUCUUGCGCUCCCAACAGCGCCUCACCGAGCCGCAGAUCAAGUGCUACAUGCAGCAGCUGCUCGCGGGGCUGCAGCACUGCCACGAGCGCGGCAUCCUGCACCGGGACAUCAAGGGCUCCAACCUGCUGAUCGACCGCCACGGCGUGCUCAAGAUCGGCGACUUCGGCCUCGCCAACUACUACGGCGCUGGGCGCCGGCACCCGCUCACCAGCCGCGUCGUCACGCUCUGGUACCGCGCGCCUGAGCUGCUGCUGGGCUCCACCAGCUACGGCGUCGGCAUCGACCUCUGGAGCGCGGGGUGCCUCCUCGCCGAGAUGUUCUUCGGCAAGCCCCUCAUGCCCGGCAGCGGCGAGGUGGAUCAGCUGCUGAAGAUCUUCAGGCUGUGCGGGUCGCCGCCGGACGACUACUGGCGGAAGAUGAAGCUGUCCCCGUCGUUCAAGCCCCCCAAGCCGUACAAGGCAACGACGGGCGAGCGGUUCCGCGACCUGCCGCCAUCGUCGCUCGGCCUGCUCGCCACUCUCCUCGCGCUCGACCCGGCCGCGCGCGGCACCGCCGGGCAGGCCCUGCAGAGCAGCUUCUUCACCACGCCGCCGAUGCCGUGCGACCUCUCGUCGCUCCCCGUCGUGUACAAGGAGGAGGAGGAGGUCGACUCGAGGAAGCCGAGGACGAGGCAGCGCUCGCAUAGGCGGAAGGACGGCAACGGCAAGCGGUCGGAGACCAACAGCGGGUCUCCUCCUGAGAAAGAGGCGCAGCCCAUGCAGCCGUUGGACAUUACCAUUUCUCUGUCCGGUCCAGGUUUCCAGCGCUUGGGUCUCGGUGCAUCUCCACUACGUGCCCCCCUGAAUUUGUUCCAGGACCAGGAGGAUGAUGAAUUAACUGGCACGGCGAACUCAGUAACUGACACGACGCGAGAACAUGACAUAGGCCAAGGAUCAGCUGCCGCUGUGAUGACUGCCGCUAAAGCCUCUUCUGGCGUUCACGACUCAUCAUCAUCAGAGAAAACCAUCGUCAACGGCUCAUCCAGCACAGUCGCGAAGCAGCUGCCGACGGCCCGCCACUCGGGCAGCGACGACGACGAUCACGGGAACAUCCACCUGGUUCCGGCUCCGGACGAGGAGGAGGCCGAUGGCGAGCCGGCGUCCGGCAGCGGCGUGAACCGCGUCGGCCCGGAGAGCAAGUCGUCUGCUUUCGUGUCGGACUUCGAGGCGGCCGCCGCGGCGCUACGCGCGUCGGAGGAACUCCCUUCUUCCAAUUAAGCAGUAGGUUCUUGUGGAUCGGCUGUUCUUCUCCGGCUGAGCUUGAGCAUUCCUCUGAAUUUGUUCUUCUCCGGCUGUUCUUCCAAUGAGCUUGAGACUGAUGCCUCAUAUCAUUGCACGCACCAAUAAUCAUCUCUUCAGAAAAAAGAUGAAUCAUUGUUUUAUUUGUUUUAUUAUAUAUUCACCCAGUUCUUGAUC
Molecule: messenger RNA, 2285 nt
Organism: Zea mays
Lineage: Eukaryota; Viridiplantae; Streptophyta; Magnoliopsida; Poales; Poaceae
Product: probable serine/threonine-protein kinase At1g54610
Exons: 6
Coding region: 72-2087 (671 amino acids)
Biological process (GO): positive regulation of transcription elongation by RNA polymerase II; protein phosphorylation
Cellular component (GO): nucleus; cyclin-dependent protein kinase holoenzyme complex
Molecular function (GO): ATP binding; RNA polymerase II CTD heptapeptide repeat kinase activity
Source: RefSeq, a predicted model, not a curated record